Messenger RNA from Venustampulla echinocandica, 1131 nucleotides. RefSeq names its product Altered inheritance of mitochondria protein 24, mitochondrial. Gene Ontology annotation, cellular component: mitochondrial inner membrane. Lineage: Eukaryota; Fungi; Ascomycota; Leotiomycetes; Helotiales; Pleuroascaceae. The transcript is spliced from 3 exons. Gene Ontology annotation, biological process: inner mitochondrial membrane organization. The record is from RefSeq and is a predicted model, not a curated record. The coding region runs from base 1 to 1131 and encodes 376 amino acids.
AUGCGCGGUCAUUUGCCGCUGAAAACUGCUGGACGAGGGCUUCGCCAGCUUCAGCGUCCUUACGCUGGGGCAUCUCGGCGUCGAGCUAUCCAGAUCAGCGCCACGCCAACGACCGAAUCUCCAAUCCUCGGUGGGGAUGCUCUAGGCAACUCAAUUGAUGUAUCUACGGAUUCAGCAGAUGCCAGAUUCGAAGUUUUUGGAGCGCCCUAUUCUCUUCUGUCGGUCUCAUUAUCUGCCUCGCAAAAGCUAUACACAAGGAGAGGGACACUGGUUGGAGUACAAUCCACCUUAUCCAUUCUCGAGCCCUUUCGACGAGCCGCUCUUGGCCUGCCUUUCUUAUAUCAACGAAUCUCCUCGACAACUCCAAUAACGGCCUUGAUAUCUACGAAAUCUCCUAUCACUUCUUUUACUGUAUUACACCUUAAUGGUACCGUUGACUGGAUUGUUGCCCAACGGAAGGCGUUGCUGGCUUGGACUGGAUACACACUUUCUGUUUCGCCGAGGGUAAAUCGACAAAUGAGUUUGGCCCACUGGGGCAACUCAGAGGUUACUGGUAGAGGGCUUGUGGCGCUGGCUGGGCCUGGUCAAAUAUACCAGGUCACAUUGAAGGCGGGAGAGCAGUAUGUGGCACAUCCAGCUAACGUGGUCGCAUAUACUGUAACACAACAUCCACCUUUACCAUACAGACUCAAGUCUUCGAAUCUGAGGUUUCAAGUGCCAAAUCUGGGGUUUGGCGAUUUGCUAUCAAAGAUUAAGUUUUUCCGGGUUAUGAAGGAGACCGACACUUGGAGAGGAAUCAGGCAACUGCUAUUCAAUUUCCGGACAGCUGCUCGAAGAACUAUUUGGGGGGAUCGGCUAUUCUUACAGUUUCAUGGCCCGACUAUAAUUUUGAUGUCUUCAAGAGCAGCGCGGGUUAGUGAUGUUCUCACAUCGAGGGACGUCAACGAGAUUGCCGACUCUCCACCUGGAGCGGUUCAAUCUGCGGUAACACUUGUGAACAACCCAAAGGAAAAAGAAACUGCUUCGGAAAGAAAAGCCGAUGUACCAACGGGGUUUCAUGUGGCUGAUGUGGGUAGGGAUGGGAAGGUAAAAUUCGAAGACGUUCAGGAUGUCAAGCCAUUUGUAAAAUAG